This is a messenger RNA of Puccinia triticina, 1035 nucleotides long. RefSeq lists its product as uncharacterized. Bases 1 to 1035 code for a protein of 344 amino acids. NCBI's taxonomy places the organism in Eukaryota, Fungi, Basidiomycota, Pucciniomycetes, Pucciniales, Pucciniaceae. The transcript has 4 exons. The record is from RefSeq and is a predicted model, not a curated record.
AUGGCCAGGCGCACAAAGAUAAAAAAUCCACGCGAAGCUCGCUCCCAACGACUCAGACGCUCGCAGAAUGCCGCCCUGAACGCAAGCGCAUGGUCUCGACUACGCAGGAGAGAAAUAAUUGCUUCAGAAGAACCAGACAAGAUUGAAAACUCAGAAACAAUGCAGAUUCCUUACGAUCCAAACAACGAGUCUCAGCGGCAGCAUGAAGAUUCCGAGUCCGAAGAUGAGGAAGAAGACACUACUUCGAGAUGGAAGUUCAAAUUAGCAUCAAUUCGACGCAGGGAGAUCCGUAAAGAGCUAGAAAAGAUCUUAUUGCUCGACAAUCCUUUCAAGGCAGGCCGCAAGUAUACAGUAUCAUAUUUCAGGAAGCAAUGGAACCACCAGCGAACGUUUCGAGCAGAUCACACAGAUGAAGAGCAGGAGCGAAGGGAAAAGCUGGUCAAGAUUUAUGAACAUCGAGCAAAUCUUGAACUCCUAAGAGAGCGCCUGACGGAUCCGGACCUUGAUCUUUUAUCGGAUGCGGAGGUCAAGAAGAUUUCUGAUAAGAUCGAAAAGGUGUCCAAGAAACUCAACAAAGAUGCUGCGGAAGCUGAGGCAUUGGGUAUUGAUUUGCCUUCCGGGGAGGAAAAUAGUAUCACUCUGCUCGGAAACCAACCGGAAAAUGUAGAUGUGGAUCGUUUUGACAGCUUAGUUCUUCACGGCUUGGAUCGAAGAGAUCGACUCCGAGUAAUUUGUAAAGAGCUACGUUGUCGACAGACUCUUCACGCAGCCUUGGUUGAAGAGUGGCAUUCACAUGUCCCAUGGCUUGCAAAUCAUUGUCAGCCAAGUGAAUACCGCACAUCAAUGCUCCGCAAUUGGGACAACAUGCGGACUAAAAUGGGCUUACCAGAAUAUGCAAGCUCAUCAAACCUGCCUGAAGUAGAUGUUGAGUUGGAGGAGGCAAUACUCGAAGUGGGAGCGGACGAUGGGGAGGAUGCUGAAGAAGAUAUGUUUCUUAAUACCGACGCGGAGGAUGACGGCACUGAUGAUGAUUAG